AUGAUGGUGCACCGUGUUUUGUGUUUUCUCGCUUUGCUUGUGAGUGUCGACUGUCUCUGUCUGGUAGCGGCAGACACUCAAGCUGAACUUGAGGCUGUUUCCCCUUGCCGAGAAGGUGAUAGUAGUUGUCCUUCUGGUGCUGCUGGUCCUCCUCGAACUUCUGGUAGUGAUCUUGCAAGGGAAGCUGCUGGUAAUGAUGCUUGUCCUGAAGGCAAGAAAGAUCCUCCGUGUACUACUACCGGUGGUGAAGCUGAAGGUCCCCAAGCUAAUUGUGAGAAAUCUCCUGGGACAGGCAAAUGCACUAACAGGGAUCAAGAGAUUCAAAACAACUGCUCUUCUGAUUCUAAACCUUCUUGCAAUGCCCCAAAGGAACCAGCUCCAACUUUACCAAAGGAACCGGUUCCCACUAAAUCGGAAGAGCAGAAUUCAGAAGAGACCAUUCCUGCUGCUGUGGAAUCUGCUGGUGUAUCCGGUGAAUUAGGUGCUGCUAGCAGUGGGCUAAGUUCUGGUACUCAUACUGAUACUGGUGGUGGCACUGGCUCUUCUUCUGCUCGUCCAACUGUAUCUUCUUCACCUGAUGUUACUGCUCCCUCUGCCUCUGAGGAGAGGAGGGAUACGUCCGCAACUGACCCUCAAACUGAAGAACGAGGAGAAAGUACAACAGAAGAGAGUAGAGCUAACCAGGGAGGUGAUGCAGCACAACCCACUUCUUCUUUACCCAACAAUUCAGCCACAGGGAGUGUAGGUGAAACUGCUGCUGGGAAUGAUGCUACAACGGUUGAGAAUGGCAGUAACCCUGAAGAAAGUGAAUCAACAAGUACCCAAGAAGUUGCUGCAGAUAAUACAGAUACCCCUACCACCACCACCACCACCACAACAACAACAACACUUCCUCCUGGACUCACAAACAACAAGAAGGGUGAUGCAGACAGCAGCAGCAGUAUCAGCAGUUCUGUGUGGGUGCGAGUACCACUACUGAUUGUGGUUACAUUGGCCUGUAUUCUUGUGUGCUGA
Messenger RNA from Trypanosoma theileri, 1014 nucleotides. RefSeq lists its product as uncharacterized. The transcript has a single exon. The coding region runs from base 1 to 1014 and encodes 337 amino acids. Lineage: Eukaryota; Euglenozoa; Kinetoplastea; Trypanosomatida; Trypanosomatidae. The record is from RefSeq and is a predicted model, not a curated record.